CGACUCUCGCGUUGGUCGUAACGGACGUUCUUUCCGUUUUGCGCUUUUCUCCCACGCUCGAUCGGUCCCAUGGAGGACCGUGGGCCCAGUAAGUGCAGUGCAGUGUCAAAAUAAGAGGACAGAGCGCAGAAACGAUUCAACGGAUCAACAAUGAACGAGAGACGUGUACUCGCGACGCGAACAACGACUCGAUCGAGAUAGGUACUUCGACAUCACGAAUAAGCAAUUCCUUAUACAUGUAUUCGCUUAUUUAUUAUAUGCAUCAUUCGACUCCUUAUGACGUUAAGAUGAAGAAAAAGCCGCAACAGAACUUAUAACGAAUCUGCGUGAUCGAUUUCGAGACGAGUAAUUAAAAUUCGAACGAAUUCGAGAGGUAACCAAGCGCGCGAAAAAGGCGCCAUUUGAAAAAAAAAAAUCGCUGUAUAUUAAAGCGUGCUAAAGAUAGAUUGGCAGUAUUGAAAAAUGAUACGCGUAUAUGUUCAUUCAUAUAUGACGUAUUGCCAGUCAGUUUAAAUGAAACGUAACUUUUAGAAAGGACGACGCGCGUCGUGUAAUUGAUACAGCUGAUCGAGAGGAAGAAUCGCGUUUAAGUAUCGGCUUGUGUCGGCAUUGAUGUUACGCGAAAAGUGAUGAUCGAAAGUUACGUGAGUUACGUCAAGUGGAGGCUUGCUAUUGAAGAAAGCCAUUCGAUCGGCCUUGCAAGUUUAUAAAAGGUUAGUCGAGGAAGAUUGCAAAAUUGCCAAGAAAAAAAAAAGACAGAGAGAGAGAAAGAGAGUAAGAAAGUGUGGCAGAGAGAAAGGGACAGAAACAAGGUUAGGAAUUCUAUUGGGAUGUCGACAUACAGGAGGUGGAUCUUGUGGCCGGCGAGGACGCGUUUUCGACACUUUGCAAAACCGCCGAUGAUCCAUCGCAGCUGAGAUUAUUGAUGAUCGACCGGGCCGAUUGAUCACGUUAUCGCGGAACUUUCUUCCGGUGAUUUGCGCCUCUACGCUUGUAUCUCGAGUUGGCGAACGCGCGAGAGAAAGAGAGGAAUUUCGCUGUCGCUCGGUGUCGUAACGCAGCGCGAAUAACCUGGAAUUAUUCUCGGGAGAUUUGGAAAAGGAACAGCAGCCAUGGACUGGAGGAGGGUCGCACUGGCAUUUUUAGUGAUCACAAUAACGAGGCAUAGCAUCGCACACGCAGCCCAGAUACCUCAACAGUUGCCGACGUCAACUCCAGCGAUAGCGAGCACCGUGCAAAUCGAAUGUGCGAGCGAAUCGAUAAUCGUUCACAUCUCGACGGAGGGCAACACGGACUUCCACGGUCUGGUCUAUCCACGUGGGUUAUCCAAGAACAGCUCCUGCCUGCAGGAGUACAAGAGUCAGCCCGCUCCGAUCACCUACAAUCUGCCUCUCAGAUCCUGCAACACCAUGCCCACUGAAUUGGACGACGGUGGUAUAGAGUACUUUAACACCAUCGUGGUGCAGCCACACCUGAAGCUGGUCACGAACCAGGGCAGAGGUUUUCACGUGAGAUGUAGAUACCAGACUCGCGACAAAGUUGUAACGAACGACCAGACCCAUGUGUCCAUGCUGCAAUCUCUACCGUUGCAGGCGACCGCGCCAAUGCCGGGAUGCACGAUGAAGAUUUUUAGCGGCGAUCCAACGCAGCAUCACGUGGCGGAGAACGUGAAAAUCGGCGAUCCCUUGACCCUGGUCAUUAGCAUCGACAAACAAGAGAUGUUCGGUCUGAAGAUCUCCGACUGUCUGGUCCGCGAUGGUCUCGGAUGGGGUGAACAACGGCUGAUAAACGACGAAGGUUGUCCAGUCGACGGUGAGAUCAUGGGACAGUUUACGUAUAACGAGGACAAGACAGAGGCCAGGGUGAACUUUCAAGCGCACAAGUUCCCGUAUACGGCGAGCGUAUAUUAUCAAUGCAACGUGAGACUCUGUAUUAAGCAUGAUGGAGGAUGCAGUAAUACGCCGCCGUUAUGUAAUUCGAUAGCUAGACGACGUAGGGACACAAUCAACGACAACGAGGUGAAGGGUGUCGAAGGUCUAGACGGCACCCCGGCCACAAUUGAGGUCUACAGCGGUCUAUAUGUCAAUGAAGCCUCGGACAUUAGUUCCAAAUCGGAUUUCUCUGACGACGUCUUUAGAGAAAGGGCUAUCGAUGAUCCAAAUACCAUUUGCAUAUCGCAAAGGAGCUUCGCUAUCGGGAUCGCCAUCGCCGGUCUCAUACUUAUGCUUGCAGUAGUGGCUGCUAUUUUGGUACUGCUCGCAAAGAGACGACAUAAGAGCGUCUCAACUACGGGAUCGUCCAUAUACAGUGGACCAUAUACCAACACUGCCUACAGCCACAGUAGUUAAGUUCGCCUUGUUUAGCGCGGAAUAAGCCUCAAGCCGAAGAUCUGCGAUUUUUCGUGGGAUCUAUAUAUAUCUAUAAUCUACAUACGAAAUCUCAGCGGAUCAUAAGUCCAAUCGAUGAAAAUUAAUUUAGAUUAAGUUACUUUCGACGCGAAGUUGAUUCGACGUGACGACAAUCGAAGCCACUCCGCGCGAUAUAUAGUAAAACGAAACGCGAAUCUCUUGCUCAACUGCCUCCUCUGCCCACUUCUUAAUUCUAUGUUUCAUGAUAUUCUCAGCUAACAAUGGCGGUGCUUCGAGAUAUCUGAGGAAUUAACAAUAGUUAGAUUUUAAAUAUUUAGCUUUUCCAUCUUUCUUCCUUUAUACCAUUUAUACAACCUUUUUUCGAGAAACUUUUACAACAGAGAAUUUCGAUAAUUCAUGAAUCUUUAACGAAGAUUUAUAUCCAGAUUUAGAAUGAUGCAAUAUUUGAAUAUGUAAAUAAACUACAUAUA
This is a messenger RNA of Camponotus floridanus (Florida carpenter ant), 2839 nucleotides long. RefSeq lists its product as uncharacterized. The record is from RefSeq and is a predicted model, not a curated record. Lineage: Eukaryota; Metazoa; Arthropoda; Insecta; Hymenoptera; Formicidae. The transcript is spliced from 9 exons. The coding region runs from base 1113 to 2348 and encodes 411 amino acids.